Cladophialophora psammophila CBS 110553 is the source of this 753-nucleotide messenger RNA. RefSeq lists its product as uncharacterized. NCBI's taxonomy places the organism in Eukaryota, Fungi, Ascomycota, Eurotiomycetes, Chaetothyriales, Herpotrichiellaceae. The record is from RefSeq and is a predicted model, not a curated record. Bases 1 to 753 code for a protein of 250 amino acids. The transcript has a single exon.
AUGUCGUCCAAGCCCGUCAUCGUGUUCGUCCCCGGGGCGUGGCACGUUCCCGAGACAUUUCAUCUCGUGAUUGAUGAGCUCGAGGCUGCAGGAUACGAGACCAAAGGUGUCCAACUCGCCUCGGUCGGCUCACCCGAGCCGCUCAGGGACUUCCAACCGGACGUCGACGCCAUUCAACAAGUAAUGAGACCAUUCAUCGAACAGCAGGAAAAGGAUGUCUUGCUUGUCGUGCACUCCUAUGGUGGUAUCGUGGGGAAUGAAGCCGUGAAAGGCCUGGACAAGGCCUCGCGCGAAAGGCAGGGCAAGAAGGGAGGUGUGUCGCACAUCUACUUCUGCUGCGCAUUCGCGCUUCCCGAGGGCGUCUCCCUGAUGGACGCCUUGAACCAGACACCCUUGCCCUGGUUCCAGAUCAAUGAUGCCGAGGACCUGGUCAGCCCCGCCACCCCGAUCGAGACCUUCUACAACGACGUCGACAGCCCGGAGAGAUACGUGGCCAUGUUGAAGCCGCACAGUUACCGUGCCUUCUUUUCCAAAGUCACGGACCCAGGCUGGAAGUAUGUGCCGAGCACGUAUCUGCUGUGUGAGAGGGACGAGGCGAUCCCGCCCCACGCGCAGAGAGGAAUGGUCGAGGGAGCUCAGAAGGCCGGGGCGGAGAUGAAGGUUGAGACGAUGGAUGCCAGUCACUCACCGUUUAUGAGCAUGCCGGGGGAGAUGGCACGGUCGAUUAGGCGGGCGGCGGGCGAGGCAGUGUAA